Messenger RNA from Rasamsonia emersonii CBS 393.64, 1614 nucleotides. RefSeq names its product Cytochrome P450 monooxygenase. NCBI's taxonomy places the organism in Eukaryota, Fungi, Ascomycota, Eurotiomycetes, Eurotiales, Trichocomaceae. The record is from RefSeq and is a predicted model, not a curated record. Gene Ontology annotation, molecular function: iron ion binding; monooxygenase activity; oxidoreductase activity, acting on paired donors, with incorporation or reduction of molecular oxygen. The transcript is spliced from 3 exons. Bases 1 to 1614 code for a protein of 537 amino acids.
AUGGCCCCCUGGAAUCUUUUAGCUGUCAGCGCUGCCGUCCUGCUGGUCGCCGUCAAGCCGGAAUAUGCGCUGCUGCAUUCGUACGCCGUGACGGCCGCCGUCUUCCUCGCGGUCACGGGACUGGCCCGGUUCGUGUACAGCGCUAUUUUGUAUCCUGAAUUUCUGUCCCCAAUCAAACACCUGCCUACGCCGCCGGGCCGAUCAUGGAUCAAGGGCAACACCCAGUCGGUCUUCCUCGAAUCGCCCGGCCAACUCGCUGCCAAAUGGAUUCAGACAGUGCCCAACAACGGGCUCAUCCGGUAUUACACCGUCGGCAAUCUGGAGCGAGUGCUGGUCACCAGCCCCAAGGCCCUGAGUGAGGUCCUCGUCACGCGGGGUUAUGAAUUCCCAAAAACCGAACUCGCACGGUUGCAGCUUGCUCGGCUGACUGGGAACGGGCUGCUUCUGGCUGAAGGUGAUGAGCAUAAGACUCAGCGCAAGUCCCUGAUGCCCGCCUUCUCGUACCGCCAUAUCAAAGACCUGUACCCCGUCUUCUGGGCCAAGGGCAUCGAAAUGAUCAAGGAGAUCGAGAAGGAGCUGCCCUCGCAGGACAACAUCGUCGAGGUGCGCAACUGGGCGGGCCGCACCAUGCUGGACAUCCUAGGCCUGGCCGGCCUGGGCUACGAUAUCGGCUCCAUCCAGGACCCGGACAACGAACUGAGCCGUACGUAUCGGGACCUGGUCACGGAGCCGUCGCCCUGGAUGAAGUUUAUCAUGUUGCUGGGGAUCUUCUUCAUCGGCCCCAGACUCGUCAUGAAGCUGCCGCUAAAACGAAACCGGGACUUCCGCGCCGGAGCAGAGUACAUCCGCACCGUGGCGCGGCAGAUCAUCCGGGAGAAAAAGGCCCAGAUUGAGAGCAACGACAAAGCCAGCCGGGACGUCGACAUCCUCACGGCCGCUCUGACCAGCGGCACCUUCUCCGAGGAGAACCUGGUCGACCAGAUGAUGACCUUCCUGGCCGCAGGGCACGAGACGACCGCCAGCGCGCUGCAGUGGAGCGUCUACGUGCUCUGCAAGCACCCGGAGAUGCAGCAGCGACUGCGCGACGAAGUCCGCGCCAAUCUGCCUCCCAUCUCGGUCGAGGAUCCGGCGCCCGUCACGGCAGCGGCGGUGGAUUCGCUGCCCUACCUCAACGCCUUUUGCAACGAAGUACUCCGCUUCUACCCCCCGGUGCCUCUGACAGUGCGAGCCGUAACACGCGACACGACUAUCCAGGGCUCUCGCAUCCCCGAGGGGACGAUCCUGGUGAUCGCGCCCGAAGCCACGAACCGGGACCCAGAGCUCUGGGGCCCGGACGCAGACAAGUUCAAACCAGAGCGGUGGCUGGGGCCGGGGAGAGCAAACAGCGGCGGCGCCAGCAGCAACUACUCGUUCCUGACCUUCCUCCACGGGCCGCGCAGCUGCAUCGGCCAGGGCUUCGCCCGGAGCGAGCUGGCGUGCGUGGUGGCGGCGCUGGUGGGGAGGUUCCAGAUGGAGCUGAAGGAUCCGGAUGCGGAGUUGAGGGUGCGCAGCACGGUCACGCAGGCGCCGCUGGACGGGGUGAUUUCGAGGUUUAAAGUGGUGGAGGGGUGGUAG